CACUAAACAAGAUGAGGAAGAAGGUGUAUUGUUUUUUUACGUAUGAAAUAAACUUGUUGGCACUCAUAACGGCUUCAUACAAUCAGGAUGGCGAGCUCAGUCACCAAGGAAAUCUCCUAUGAGGAUCUGAAAGCGCUUGUGGGAAAAAGCCAGAAUCUGUUUCUGGUUGAUGUCCGCAGCAAAGAGGAACUGGACAAAGGACGUAUUCCAGGAUCUGUUCACAUCCCAAUUGAUACAGUAGAAGCUGCUCUCACAAUGGAGCCAGAAGCAUUCAAGGCCAAGUACGGGGUAACCAAGCCACCGUUGGACGCACCAGAGCUGGUGUUUCAUUGCCAAAUGGGCAGAAGAGGGGGAAUGGCCACGGACAAAGCCAGCAAACUUGGAUACAUGAAUGCACGUAACUAUGCCGGAGCAUACAAGGAGUGGUCUGAGAAAGAGGGGAAGUGAUUCAUGUUGAAGGCAAAGCCUCAUAUAUAUUUAUACAAAUAACUAUUUGUGAAAGUUAGACAGACAAAAUAGAUAAACAUUUUUGUGGGUGUGUGUUUUUUGUUUAUCUUUUGAUACUGUUUUGUUGUCAUACAAUGCAUCAUUGUAUUGAAGGUACAAAUGAAAUAAACUACAAUCUACAGAGA
Molecule: messenger RNA, 632 nt
Organism: Chelmon rostratus (copperband butterflyfish)
Lineage: Eukaryota; Metazoa; Chordata; Actinopteri; Chaetodontiformes; Chaetodontidae
Product: thiosulfate:glutathione sulfurtransferase
Exons: 4
Coding region: 88-447 (119 amino acids)
Cellular component (GO): cytoplasm
Molecular function (GO): thiosulfate-thiol sulfurtransferase activity
Source: RefSeq, a predicted model, not a curated record